Lolium perenne is the source of this 2286-nucleotide messenger RNA. RefSeq lists its product as uncharacterized. The record is from RefSeq and is a predicted model, not a curated record. NCBI's taxonomy places the organism in Eukaryota, Viridiplantae, Streptophyta, Magnoliopsida, Poales, Poaceae.
AUGUCUGCUCUUCCGAUGGCGGACUCCCAGGCAAUGGACCUCCUCCGGACGGUGGCCUCAGCGGUGCUUGCCGUCCUGCUGGUGGCACUUAGCACGCACGCUCGUCGCUGCCGCCACCCGGCGCUCCGCUUCUUUGUCUGGGGCGCCUCCGUCGCCUUCAUCCCGCUCGCCUCCUUCACUAUCUCCGCCUUGCUGCAGCAGAGGGAGGCGGACCGUGAUCAGUACUCGCAAUACUGCAAAGACCAUGUCUGCCAAGGGGAACUCCCGGGAGGCAAGGACAGCCUGGAUGUUCAGAGCAUGUGGACGCUCCUCCUGUGGGCAGUAAUCAUAGUCAUCAUCAAGGGCAACGCCGACACCGCCGCGGCCUCCGCGGCCACCGUCUCCGUCUCGCCCUCCACCGGCGACGUCGGAGUGGACGGCCAGAAGGUCCGGACCCCCGUUGAGCUCCUUGCCAUGUACGCCUGGUUGGCUUACCUAAUCGCCAGCUGCAUGCCGGAGGCAAACUGGCUGAAAUUUCGUGGAAAAUCCAUCUUCGUCGUCUUCUUCCUGCUCGGUUUCGCCAAGGUGGUGCUCAAGCUGGUGGCCUUCUUCUUAGCGAGCAACUCCUACGCCGUCGGCAAGAACGCGCGGCUCGUGUCCGGCUACAUGGCGCAGCUCGUUGAGGAAGGCGCGGUGGAGGGCCACGGAUACGUGCCUCCUUACAUUGUGAUGGGGGAGAGCAAGGCCCACGUCGAGGAGACCCCCGAGGGGUACCGCGUCAAGCGCGCCGCCCUCGAUGAUAAGCUCGGCGCCCUCGUGACGCUGGACCGCGUGUGGUCGCAGUCCGAUCACAGCGACGGCCUCCUCGGCAAGCGGCUGGAGCUGAGGGACCUCUGCCUCUCCUUCUCCCUCUUCAAGAGCCUCCGACGGCGGCUGUCGGGGUACCCCCUGGCGGAGGAAGGGUCCAGCGACGCCCUCGACUUCGUGCUCAGAGGCAUGGACACGUCCGGUGACAAAGGAGCCGCCGAUGCCGACCGCGUGUUCCGUGUCCUCGUGGACGAGCUCUCGUUCGCGGGCGAUUUCUACUACUCCCCGCUCCCUCUGUGCUCGUUCAGUGGCUGGUGCGCUGCUCUAAACUACCUCCUCUCCGUCCUCAUCAUCGCCGGAGCUAUCGGCGUGGGAUAUGUGUAUCACGACUCUAGAGUGAUCGCUUUCAGAAGGGAGUCCCCCGAUAAACCGGCUGUAACAGGGACGCAAAAGGCUUACUACGUCAUCACCCUGUUCCUCCUGCUGGCCACCAUGCUCACGGAGACCUGCGAGAUCAUCGCCGGCGUGUGCUCCAACUGGACCAAGAUGGCCUUGCUCGGCAGCUACAUCAAGCGGGGAUCGCCGGCGCAAUGCACGGGCGCAGCGCUGGCGGCGGUGCUGCGGCUGAAGGCUGCGAGGCGCUGGAGCAACAAGAUCGGGCAGAACUCGGUGCUGGAGCCCCGGCGUUUCGGCAGGCGGUCGGGGCUCUUCUCGGACAAACUCUACGGGCGCGCAGGGCUGAUGAGGUCCGUGGCAGUCUCGCCGGCCGUGAAGGACGCGGUGCUCAGGUCUUUCAAGAGAAGAUACGGGGGAUUGGACAAGGGGAGCACGGCGGCGCUGAAAGUCGGCGGCCUCAGCGGCAAGUUCGGCUCGGCGUGGCCAGCGCCGGCCAGUGGUUUUCAAAAAAGCUGGGCGCUUGAUGGCAACGGAAGCAGCACCACGGAGCAUAUCCUCGCCUGCCACAUCGGCACGCGGCUCUUCGAGAUCAAGUACUCGCAUGCGGCGUGCCCGACGCCGGCUGCGGCCAACAUGACCGCCGCCUGCCACCUGUCGUACUACUGCGCGUACCUGGUGGCGGCCGCGCCGGGGCUGCUGCCAGACUGCCCUGCCUGGGCCGAGAAACGAUACAAGGAAGUGGCGAAGGACGUGCGGGCGGCGCUUGGGAAGGAUAUGGCCGGAGCCAGCGAGUCAACGGCGCAGGGGUACGAGCGGCUUCUGAACGAGCUGAGCGAGAGCUCCAGGGACACGGUCCUGCGGCACGGCGCCGAGCUCGGGAGUCGCCUGGUGGAUGCGUACGUCGAGGACGAGGCGGCGGCGUGGCGGUUCCUGGCGGACUUCUGGUCGGAGAUGGUGCUGUUCGUCGCGCCGUCGAAGAGCGUCAAGGGCCACGUAGAGGCGAUGGGUCGUGGCGGCGAGUUCGUCACGCUCGUCUGGGCGCUUCUCUUGCAUGCGGGCGUCACGGAUAGGGACGAGACACCUCACAGUUGUAGCAUCCCAUGA